Messenger RNA from Sphenostylis stenocarpa, 462 nucleotides. The record is from the annotation of a GenBank genome assembly. NCBI's taxonomy places the organism in Eukaryota, Viridiplantae, Streptophyta, Magnoliopsida, Fabales, Fabaceae.
AUGGCUUCCUCAAGUGGAACAUGCUCAGGGUCAUCCUCUCUGCUUCAGAACUCAGGUUCUGAGGAGGACUUGCAAGCGGUGAUGGAUCAGAGAAAGAGGAAGAGGAUGAUAUCAAAUCGAGAAUCUGCACGGCGAUCUCGCAUGAGGAAGCAGAAGCACUUGGACGAUCUCGUUACGCAAGUAGCACAGCUGAGAAAGGAGAAUCAGCAGAUACUCACCAGCGUCAACAUCACCACGCAACAGUUCUUGAGCGUUGAUGCUGAGAACUCAGUGCUGAGGGCUCAAGUGGGAGAGCUCAGCCACAGGUUAGAGUCUCUCAACGAAAUCAUCGAGGUCCUGAAUGCUGGUUUUGGCACCACCACCUUCAUUGAACCAACCACCAAUAACACCUUCUUCAACCCCUUGAACAUGGGGUAUCUGAAUCACCCCAUCAUGGCUUCUGCAGACAUAUUGCAGUACUGA